CCGAGUUCCGGUUACCUCAUCCGCCCUCCUUCGCUCUGAAAACUCAAGAUGGCGCAGGAAUUCGUCCAGGCUAAAAUCAAAGGAGACAAAGUAGUCUUGUUUAUUAAGCCAACAUGCCCGUACUGUAUCACAGCCAAUGAUGUUUUGUCCAAAUACAAGUUCAAGCCAGGACAUCUGGAGUGUAUUGACAUCAGUGCGCGACAAGACAUGAGCAGCAUGCAGGACUACUUCCUGGAACUCACCGGCGCCCGCACCGUCCCAAGAGUGUUCAUCGGAGAGGAUUGUAUUGGCGGUGGCAGUGACGUGGCGGCUCUGCAUAAGAGUGGGAAACUGGAGGGAAUGCUGCAAUCCAUCGGGGCUCUGCAGUGAUCCACACUAAAAUAUCAGGUGACAUCACAUGACCAAGCAGCGGGACUUGCGUAAUUUGCGUCGCCGUUGCUGGUACUCGCUGAGUUCCUGCAAAUAUCCUCGAGACGGCCAACGCAGCCUCUCCACCUGCUCACGCUCUUCUUCUGAAACACACACACAGUACUGUAAAAUCUCACUUCCAUGUUGCUGUAUCAAAACAGAAAGGCACAGAUUAAUUUCCGCUCCUAUACUCUUUCUUGGCCUUUGAAUUUGUCUUGUGCCUUCCACUUCCCGUCCAAAGAUUAAAAAACUAAGCUUGUGUGUAAAAGGGAUAAUAAUAAAAUAUGUACCACUGGGUAUUCACUGCA
Corythoichthys intestinalis (scribbled pipefish) is the source of this 716-nucleotide messenger RNA. RefSeq names its product glutaredoxin (thioltransferase) (gene glrx). The record is from RefSeq and is a predicted model, not a curated record. Bases 49 to 369 code for a protein of 106 amino acids. Gene Ontology annotation, molecular function: glutathione disulfide oxidoreductase activity. Lineage: Eukaryota; Metazoa; Chordata; Actinopteri; Syngnathiformes; Syngnathidae. The transcript has 3 exons. Gene Ontology annotation, cellular component: mitochondrion.